This is a messenger RNA of Perca fluviatilis (European perch), 4050 nucleotides long. Its product is annotated as solute carrier family 2, facilitated glucose transporter member 11-like. Gene Ontology annotation, molecular function: hexose transmembrane transporter activity. The transcript has a single exon. The coding region runs from base 300 to 1901 and encodes 533 amino acids. NCBI's taxonomy places the organism in Eukaryota, Metazoa, Chordata, Actinopteri, Perciformes, Percidae. Gene Ontology annotation, cellular component: membrane. The record is from RefSeq and is a predicted model, not a curated record. Gene Ontology annotation, biological process: monosaccharide transmembrane transport.
GGUUGUUGUGGCUGUAUCAAUGAAGCAGAUUGCCUGACAAGCAAAGUGAGGGGAAAAAAAAUUACACACUUAAAACCGGCUUUUGUAGGAGAAACCAGUUUCUUUCCCCUUUACGUAGGACAGCAACACGUUAGCUUGGUUACAGAAUACCAAAGACUCCAAAUGCCAUAUAUUUAAACACGAAAGUUAUCUGUUAAGCUAAAGCUAACUGUAGUGCGUGUAGGGAUAUUAAGUGCCAGUAGGACACAGAGGGAAAGGCCACACACGCCUUCUUCCCCUCUGGGACAACCUGGCUUCAGAUGAGCUCCACAGAGGAGCCGGAAGAAACCAGCAAACUCUCAGGCGGUGACAGGACACUUGCUUUGGCUGUUUGCUCUGCUGCCAUUGGAGGCACCUUCCAGUAUGGCUACAACAUCUCGAUUAUCAACGCUCCUACCAGCUACAUCCAGAGCUUCAUCAAUGAUACCUACAUGGAGCGCUGGGGCAUCAGCUUGGAGGCCCCUCAGGUGACAUUAAUGUGGACUCUGAUUGUGUCUGCCUUCUCGCUGGGCGGUUUGCUAGGAGCCCUGCUAGCAGGGCCUCUGGCCGUCCGCUUUGGUAGGAAGAACUCGCUGCUUCUGAACAAUUCUUUCCUGUUUGUUGGUGCUGUGUUGGUGCUAGCGUGCAGGGUGGCGAAAUCAGUCGAGAUGAUCCUCUUUGCUCGCUUCCUGGUGGGGAUAAACGCGGGCGUCAGUAUGAACGUCCAGCCUAUGUACUUUGGGGAAAGCGCGCCCAAACACCUCCGGGGUGCUGUGGCUUUUUCCUCUGCUGUUUUCACUGCAUUUGGGAUCUUCUUGGGUCAGGUUGUGGGUCUCACUGAGCUGUUGGGCACAGAGCCUCUUUGGCCCUACUUACUUGCUAGUAACGCUUUGCCAGGGCUGAUCCAGCUCCUUACCCUACCCUGGUUCCCCGAGAGCCCCAGAUACCUUCUCAUUGACAGGGGGGACAGGGAAGCGUGUGUCCUGGCGCUUGGGAGGCUUCGGGGUGGGCAAGCGCCCGUCUUGGAGAUGGAGGAGAUGCUUCAGGAGCAGCAGCAGCAAAAGUCUGCAGCCUUGGAUUCUGGAUCCGCGGCUUCUGCCAAGACGCCCUGGACCCUGUUUAAAGACCCCGACCUGCGUUGCCAGCUCAGAACAGUCAUGGCGGCCAGCAGUGCCAUGAUGCUCUGCGGCAAUGACUCCAUCUACUUCUACGCUUACUACAUCUUUCUCGCAGCAGGGAUCCCUCCAGAGAAAAUCCAAUACAUCACCAUAGGCACGGGGGCGUCUGAGCUAACUGCCUCUAUUCUGAGUAAUCUGCUGAUUGAACGUGUGGGACGCAGGCACCUCCUUGUGGGAGGGUACUUUCUUAUGUGUUUCUGGACUGUAGUCUUCACCGUAGCCCUAAACCUCCAGAUGGCUUACCUCAGCAUGGCAUGCGUGUUCGCCUACAUUCUCAGCUUCGGCUUGGGCCCUGCAGGGGUGACGGGGAUCUUACCCGCUGAGAUCUUUGACCAGGCGGCGCGGCCGGCAGCGUACAUGGUAGCUGGCUCGUGUAUGUGGAUCAGCCUGUUCUUGGUGGGCAUGCUGUUCCCCUUCUUCGUCAGAAGCCUGGGGGACUUCUGCUUCCUGCCGUUCUUGGCCGUGUGUUUGGUGUCCGCUGUGUUUUUGGGGCUCACCCUACCAGAGACUAAAGGCAAGACGCUGGCUGAGAUCACUGCAGAGUUUGAUAGCAAGAAUGGCGUGAAGAAGAAGAGGUCGGGCACGCAAGUGGAGGAGACCAUUGGGGAGGACUACCAGCUGGGUAAAGCCUGCUCCUUCGCUAGCCUAACGCAAGAUCCUGACGCUAAACCUGACCCUGGCCUCAGAAUGGGGACUGAUAUUUGAAGUCCGGUGAAAGUGGAAAUGAAAGUGCCUUUGUGGCUUCUUUAUGCACUUACAAUGUAGAAAGGAUUACUCCGUAGGGGAAAUCUGAAGUGUCCUAUUUAUGAAAGGUGAUCUCUGUGUAAUGACUAGGGCUGUCCUUGACCAAGAAAUUCUUAGUCGACUAACACUCAUAUGAUUUUGCCGACUAAUGGAUUAGUUGAGUUUCUCCCCAAUGAAUCAUGCAAAAGCACCACUUUAAAUCUUGUGUUUACUGGAGAUGUGCUAAUUAGUUUCUCGUAAAUAAGUCAUUCAGCAUGAAAUAGAAUGGAAAAAAUAAGUAAUUGACUAAAGAAAUCCUAGUCGACUCUGACCAAAACGACUGAUUAGUCGACUAAUAAACUCAGAGGGGGCAGCCCUGGUAAUGACGGAUAAUUUAAAGCUUUAGUAGGUAACUUCAUUAUAUUAAUUAACAUGCGUUACAUUCAAGCCAUUGCCAAGUGAGUUGAUACAAAGCUAAUUAAGACUAUCAGCUCCACACAACUCUCUCUGGAUUUCUCAGUAUGGCUAUGUUCAGAAACUGGUGUCAUCCGGCGAAAUUUGCGUGCAGAAAAUCGAGCGAAAAAGCGAUGACGAGAUGAUCUCUUUCGUAGAAUUACACCAUAACCGCAAGCUCAAUAUGAAAUUGCCUUUCCAAUAACCAACAUACAAAUGUCCACUCAAUCUCCAGUAAAAGUAGAAUACUGGGAGGAUUACUGCACGUCAUUUUUUUUAACUCUGUCCCAUCUCCCUUUCAUUCAGUACACUCUGCUUAGUCAGUCAAAAAGCAGUGUGAUUGACAAUUAUGAAUUUUGGUACCUCUGCGAAUUUCAGAAUCAGAAAGGAAGAUAUUGCCACAUUUUAGGAUUUAGGAUAAGACUUUAUUGAAGCAUUGUCACUGUGAGGUUCCAGUUACAGGGAAGCGGUCAAGAAGAUUAUAUACGUCAAAUGUAGCCACAUAACUCACAUUGACACUCACUCAAACUCUCUGAAGGUGUUAAUAAUAUAGCCUACAUGGUUGUUGUUUUUUUUAAGUGGAGUGGGUAAUCAAUGUAUUAAAGGAUUUCUCCAAUUCAACACUUCUGCGCUGGGUAGAUAACAGUGCCUGUUUAUUGCGUAAUGUGAUUAUAAACUGUUUUGUUGACAUGCCUAUCCAGUCGCGUGAUCCAUGCUUGUUACAUUUCACUGUUCAGUGAUCCAAGUGGGAAUGUUACCUCUCUAAACUCAGGUUUAGUGUCACAGGAUGAAGCCUCUAUGAUUUAUGCAUAUUUUUUAUUUUUGCAUCAACUGUACAGUAUUUAUAUUAAUUGGACUCCCAGCCAAGUUAUCUUUUUUAACUAGUUCUACUAACAGCAUGAUUUCAUUUAACCACCACGUGUACUUAUGCACUGAUGUUUAUGAAUGCAGCUCUGCCAAACAGCCGGUAGAUGACGCCAUUGUCAUUGUCCUUUGCCUCUUCUUCGGUCGCUUAAAUAUGAAGCUGUUAAACAUGAAAACGACUCACAGAUGUAACACCCAGGCCAAGAUGACACUUGUAAAUUCAACAGCUGUCAGCCUCACAGCGCUUGCAAAGCCUUCUGUUGACCAUCUGUCACAGCCCCCGUAUGCUCCCUUUUUUGACCUUUUUAGAUCAUUUCUCAAGACUGUAUCAAGAUGGAGCAGAUAUUUAUUAUUUUGUAUUCAAGAUGCUUUUGCCAAAGAUAUUUAUUUUUUUAUUAAUAAUCCAAAUCACCCUCUCUUGAUCCUACUUUUCUUGCUGGAUUUCUGUUAUAAAAAAAAACACUUCUGUAGCAUGUUGAAGAUGCUGUGCACUGACUGAAUGAAAUAUUGUUAUUGUUUGACGCUGUCUUUCCAAAGCAUGCCAUGACAAACCUUGAUGAUAAUAAGGAUUCUGUAAAAAGCUCACUGUACAGGGGCGGGGCUAGAAGGGGGGGCCCACCAAUCCAUUUGGCUAGAGUGCUGUCAUUCUGACUUGUGAUUUCCAUUGGAUCAGAGUACUGUCACUUGGCUGCCUGAUCUGCCAAUUCUCCCAGCCAUUGUCACAUGACCAAUUAAUGUUUUCAUGAUGACUAUCCAAAAUUCUGAUAUUAUGGAAACAGCACUGGAAUUUAUUUAAAUUUUUUUAAUUGGCAGA